CCUGCUGCAACGUGAACGUGCGGUCUGCUGCAAACGGGAGCGAGUUUAUUGCUUCUGGACGGAAAAUGUUUGUGCAAGCUUGUGAUUUCAGCGAUUCUACAUCCAGAACAAAUUGUUUAAACACAGUCACAACAACAACAACUAUAUAUUGUGUUUGUUCAAAUGUGUAUAAAUGAGCUAGUUACUUACUCUUAUUAGGACGGAAGUAUUGUAUGUACUCUUACUAUAUUGUGAUUAUCGAACUGUGUACAUGGACAUAUUUUAGUAAACGUUGCUCUGAAGUUAUUGUAUAUUUUAUCUGCUCUUACUGCAUUGUGAAAUAUGUAUAUUUUGUGAGAGCUGUAAGUCGCCCUGAGUGAGGGCGUCUGCUAAGAAAAUGAAUAAGAAAAAGAGGAAGAAAACAAAACGCAACGGAAUUAUUUCUUAAAUCGUGAAGUCACGCCCGUGACGAGGACAAUAGAAACAGGUCAUCUUAACGAAGAUUAUGGAUCCAACAAUGUACAGGGAAAUAUUACUGUACAAGACAAUGGGAAAAUACCCCGAGAAGGCCAGGAAGGGGGAAAAAUUCAUCAUCCGGAGGCGUGCAGGACAAUAUGUGGUUCAAGCUGCCGUCCCGAGAGCCAGAGGGGGUGGAGCUGCCGUCCCGAGAGCCAGAGGGGGUGGAGCUGCCGUCCCAAGAGCCAGAGGGGGUGGAGCUGCAGUCCCGAGAGCCAGAGGGGGUGGAGCUGCCGUCCCGAGAGCCAGAGGGGGUGGAGCUGCCGUCCCGAGAGCCAGAGGGGGUGGAGCUGCCGUCCCGAGAGCCAGAGGGGGUGGAGCUGCCGCCGCCCGAGCAAGAGGGGGAAGAGGUGAAGAGCCCGCCGGCACCACAGCCCCGACCACCACCCCUGCGGUCCAGUCCGGCACCGCCGCUGUGUGCGGUCCCUCGCCCCUUGCUCCUGGACACCCUUCCGGUUUGCUUGGACCUCCCUUCGCUAGACCUGGAGCCCAGGAGUCUGCAGAACCGGUCACAGUUCUCCACCUGGUUCCAUGCUCCGCUCCUCCCAAGCACCAAGACGUCGCUGCGCAGCUCCCAGACGGCGCUUGAGCUCCCCCUGGUCACUACUUUGCUCCCCCUGGGUGAUUGGACGUCGCUGCACCGGGCCCCGGCUGCAGACCUCCAGUGCCCCGGUUGUCGCGCCGGUCGCCCCUGACAAACCGGUGGGGUCCCUCGUCACAGGUGCGCGGUCCCUACCUGGCGGGGCCAGAACAUGGACCGGCCCACCCUCAAGUCCGCCCAUGGAAGAGGGCGAAAAGAGACAUUGAUGGACUCGAGGGUGGGUGGUUGUGUUUUAGGGGAGGAGGUGGCCGACGAAUGGCCGGUGUCUUGAAAAGACAAGGGGGGGGGAUAUGUGAGACAGCAGGGAGGGGGUUAAAGCCUCCCUGAAGAAAAACAUGUGCGGAAUGCACAUUUGUUUAGUUUAUUUGUUUUUGUUUAUUGUUUAAUUGUUUUGCUUUAUCGUUGAAUUUAAUUUGUUAAUUGUUUUAUUAUUAAUUAUCCCCUGCACCUGGUAAAUAUUGUCAAAUUAGGACCAGGUGCAGGGUAUUUAAGGGAGGCAGUUAGUCUGCUCAUGGCUGCUGAAUAGAAGGAGGCAGAAGAGGUGCUCUGCUUCCGAGCAGUCAGGAGGAAACGUAAGCGGUGUAAACCUGUGUGAUAUGGUCUGUUUGUGGUGUUGUGUUUGGUGGGGUGUCAGGGUGUUCCCGAAAGUUUAGUCAGUGCUCAGAAAGAGCUAGGUGUUUAUUUUGUUUUGUUUGUAUUAAAAAUAGCGCGUCAGCGCGGGAAAAAAAAUCCAUUCCUGUGUCUUGGGUCGUGGUU
Messenger RNA from Acipenser ruthenus (sterlet), 1852 nucleotides. RefSeq names its product protein TsetseEP-like. The transcript has 4 exons. The coding region runs from base 594 to 1190 and encodes 198 amino acids. NCBI's taxonomy places the organism in Eukaryota, Metazoa, Chordata, Actinopteri, Acipenseriformes, Acipenseridae. The record is from RefSeq and is a predicted model, not a curated record.